AUGGGGUGGUACCUGUGCUACUUCCUCCACAGGCACCUGGACUUCCGCCGCGAGGAGCUGCAGGCGCUCGCCGACAUGGCCGGGUGCGGCGCCGACAUCAAGUGGCGCGAGCCGCACGGUGGCGUCGACCACUCCCCGUUCUGGCGCGUCUACAUCCCGACCGAGGAGCUCGCCGUGGAGGUAUGCAGGCGCAGCGUCCUGACGCGCGCUCUGAUCGAGGUGUGGGGCGAGGGCGACACCCAGGAGGAGCUCAACGCCGCCGUGAAAGCCUUCCCCGACGAACGCAAAGAUCCGUACAUCGCGGAGGGCACGACGUUCAAGGUGUGCGUCGAGGACUUUGGCAAGACCGAGCACGGCACGGAGAAGAACCCGUGGUCGCACGUCGUCGCGCGCAUCGACGCCCUCAAACCCGUCCUCCAAUUCAGGGGCAGGGCGAGGAUGAAAGGCCCGCAGCAUCUCUUCUGGUCCAUCGAAUCGGCAAACGCGGACGACCUCAAGGGUGUGCCGUCGGACAUACCCCCGCGAAGGUACUUCGGACGCGUCGUCGCCACCGGCGACCGAUCGCCGCUGAGCAAGUACGACCUGAAGAAGCGGCGGUACCUCGGUCCGACGUCGAUGGACGUGGAGAUGGGUUUGAUCAUGUGCAACAUGAUUCAGGCGAGGCCGGGGGGCGUCGUGUGGGACCCGUUCUGCGGCACCGGUUCGCUGCUCAUCAACGCCGCGCACUUCGGCGCCUUCACGAUGGGCUCGGACAUCGACAUCAGGGUCAUCAAGUGGGGCAAGAAGGACAAACGCACGGGGCAGAACGUCGACGUCUGGACCAACUUCGAGGACUACGGCUUGGAACCCCCCGUGGGUUUGCUGCGAAUGGACCUGCACAAGCACAGCUGGACCGCGUUGGCGCACGUAGAGGGGACGCUGCAGGGCGUCGUCGGGGACCCUCCGUACGGCGUGCGCGCGGGCGGGCGGAAGAGCGGCGGGCGUAAGCGCGGGACGGACGGCGCGGUCAAGCCCGUUCCCGAGGAGCACAGGGAGAACCACAUCCCGAGCACGGCGCCGUAUCCCUUCAGCGAGUGCAUGGACGACUUGAUGGACACGUCGGCUCGGCUGCUCGCGAUGGGCGGCCGGCUCGCGUUCUUCAUCCCGGCCGCGGCGGACCCGGAAGACGCCGCGGCGGCCGGGGUUGACAGCGUCCCGUCGCAUCCGGCGCUGAAGCUUCGCGCGUCGAGCGUUCAGCUGCUCAGCGGUCGGUGGGGCCGGAGGCUGGUGACGUUUGAAAAAGUCAAACCGUACGACGCGGCUAUCGCGAAAGCGGCGCGGGAGACGCUGAGAGAGCGACGCAAGACGGAAGGGGGCGUGGAGGACUUGCUGGAGCGCAUGCGCGAGAUCGUGUACCAGCCGCGGGGGGGUGACGGACCGGGGGUGGACGAGGACGGGAACGCGAAGCCGCGGAGAAAGAGGGGGACGGGGCCCAGCGGGGGUAAGUUUACGCCGACGCCCUCCAAGCCGGAGGCGGCGGCGGCGCUGCGGGCGGCGGGCGGCGGCGGCGGCGGCGGCGGGAGCGACGGCGGGAGCGGCGGCGGCGAGGUGGGCGCCAUGCACAGGGCGCACUCGGCGGUCGGGGUCAAGAUGGACAAGGCGAAACGCCCAGAGUUCAGGGGUAAGAACACUUAG
Molecule: messenger RNA, 1674 nt
Organism: Micromonas commoda
Lineage: Eukaryota; Viridiplantae; Chlorophyta; Mamiellophyceae; Mamiellales; Mamiellaceae
Exons: 1
Coding region: 1-1674 (557 amino acids)
Biological process (GO): methylation
Cellular component (GO): cytoplasm
Molecular function (GO): nucleic acid binding
Source: RefSeq, a predicted model, not a curated record